Molecule: messenger RNA, 801 nt
Organism: Clonostachys solani
Lineage: Eukaryota; Fungi; Ascomycota; Sordariomycetes; Hypocreales; Bionectriaceae
Source: the annotation of a GenBank genome assembly
AUGUCGGCUCCUGAGUCAGACCAGCCAGGGCGUCUGAUCUCGCAUUUUCGUAAUAGAGACAGCAAGCAACAGUUAUCUGGAUGGACGGAACUAUGGGAGACGGAUCAGUCCGACCUGUGGGAUCGUGGCAAGCCCUCCUCUGCCCUCAUCGAAUUCAUCGAGUCCAAGCCCGAGGUUCUUUCCAACAUAGGUUGCGGCAAAGGCUACGAUGUUGUAGCCUUAGCCCUGCAUGGUUUCGACGCCUAUGGUCUUGAAAUCUCCAAGAAGGGAGCUGUGACGGCACGGCAAUACGCAGCAUCGGAGCUGGCAGAGCCAUGCGAUUACAAUUAUCAUAACUUGGACACGUGGCAGACGGGCGAUGUUGAAGACGUGACCAUCGUCGUAGGAGAUUUCUUCCAGGAGCCUCGGGAGGUUGGGGUGUUCGAUCUCAUUUAUGACUACACAUUCUUGUGUGCGCUGCAUCCCUCCUUGCGCCAGGCAUGGGCCCGUCGAAUGCACGAGCUCCUGUCACCGGACGGAGUGUUGAUCUGUUUGGAGUUUCCCCUCUACAAAGAUCUGGCUCUGCCUGGACCUCCAUGGGGCUUGAAAGGUGUUUAUUGGAACCUGCUGGCGGUGGGAGGAGACGGCAUCAUCGAUAGGCCUUGUGAGGAAGACGCUGACCAAGAGGGCCCGUUUCGAAGGCUGGUUUACUUCAAGCCCCCAGUGUCUUACGAGAAUGGUAAGGGAACGGAUCUGGUCAGCGUUUGGUCCAAAUUACCGUGGCAAUUUCCUGCCAAUACCAAUGAGGGGGAACAAGGGUAA